Drepanopeziza brunnea f. sp. 'multigermtubi' MB_m1 is the source of this 822-nucleotide messenger RNA. Its product is annotated as mitochondrial 54S ribosomal protein uL29m. Gene Ontology annotation, biological process: mitochondrial translation. The record is from RefSeq and is a predicted model, not a curated record. Gene Ontology annotation, cellular component: mitochondrial ribosome; mitochondrial large ribosomal subunit. Gene Ontology annotation, molecular function: structural constituent of ribosome. Lineage: Eukaryota; Fungi; Ascomycota; Leotiomycetes; Helotiales; Drepanopezizaceae.
AUGUCCACGACCUCCGUCCUACGGCCCAUCAUGAGAGGGGUCCUGAAAUCCAACAGAUCCCACCAAACCCUCCCGGUCUUUCUCCUCCCCUCUCUCAUCGCCCCUGUCCAGCAAGCGUCCUCUUUCUCCAGCACGCCCUCAACUCUCUACCCACGGGACAUGAAUCGCAACCGUGGCGUCUCCUCCACCCGCAGAUCUGGUCUCCGCCAGCCUCUCUCCGUGUCUAAAACCGAGCUCCCGAAGCCAGUCCUCGAUUCCAAGAAGCGCAGCAAGGUCGAGGUGGAUCCCGACCACGGACUGUGGCAGUUCUUCCACAGCAAGGAGAAGCCAAUGAACACGCCCGAGGAAGAAUCUGCGCAUGGCAGAGCUUGGUGUCCCGAGGAGCUGAGGGGAAAGAGCUGGGAGGACCUACAUGCGUUGUGGUGGAUUUGUGCGAAGGAGCGGAAUGUCAUUGCGACGGAGAAGCGUGAGCGGGCUAGGUUGGAGGCUGGAUAUGGACAAUCGGAGAGUGAGGCAAGGGACAAGUGUGUGAGGUGGACACAGAGGGCUAUCAAGCAGGUGUUGACCGAGAGGUACUACUCAUGGAGAGAGGCGGAGAUCAUUGCACAACAGGACCCUGAGAUUGAUCUCUCGGGAUCCGGGCCAUUAUACACGCCCAUGGAAUACGAGCAGGACUAUGAGGCGCUUGAAUCGCCUGGAGAGGAUGCCGAACUUAUGGAGGAGCGAGAGCCCGAGCAGACUAUCGAGCCGGACUUCAAGCCGGAUCAUCCUCGUGAGGAAGUGAAGCUAGAACAGAAGACUACCCCUUCACCCAACGCAUAG